Molecule: messenger RNA, 3776 nt
Organism: Penaeus indicus
Lineage: Eukaryota; Metazoa; Arthropoda; Malacostraca; Decapoda; Penaeidae
Exons: 38
Coding region: 720-3776 (1018 amino acids)
Source: RefSeq, a predicted model, not a curated record
CACCGGAGCCACUGAACUGAGAGGUGGCACUCUAUCCCCUUAACCCCGUGCACUCUCAUUUCUUUCUAAGCGGCGGCAAUGGCGAGAGAGCACCGCACGGAUGGCGUUGGACGAGCUCCCCGUUAUUCCCGCGUUGAGAUGUGCGUGGGGAACAUCGGGGAAAAAGAGACACUAACCUGAAGGGGAAACGCACACCUGAAGCAAGUGACAACAGCUGCGUCGCUGCCCGUGCGAACCAAUGACUCGAUUUCGCUAACUAAUAAUGCCUCUGAACUCUACAUUACAUAGCUUUUAACUCUCCUUCACACAGAUAAGCAGACUCGAAUGUGACCAAUAAGUAUGUAGUAAGUAUGGAUUCAGUCUGUCCCUUUCCGCAACUGUAUCCGACUUCGCCUUCCUUCGCCCUUUUUACUUUUAAGGAUUCGCUAGCCUCUCCCGCACGCGGCGGCGGCGAGGCGGAGCGACGCGCUGAGAUCUGGCGGCGGCGCGGACAAUGGAAAAGCUUGGCCGGUGUUUCCAUUGGCCACGCAAGUACGCGAGACCUCACCGCGCGAGACACCUUCGCCUGUCCACCCCAAUCACCUUUCAUCGCCUAAGGCCUAAGUCCAUGUGCUUCUCCAUCACAGCCUCCACGACGGCGGAAACCACGAUGGCCACGGAGCCUCCGACAACCACCUCAGAGCAAACGGAGGCUCCAACAACAGCAGCACCUGCGCCUGAUGCAGAGACCACCACAAAAGAACAAACGGAAGCUCCAACAACAGCAGCACCAGAUACAGAAACUACCACAAAAGCUCAAGAACAAACGGAAGCUCCAGCAACAGCAGCGCCAGCGCCAGAUACAGAAACAACCACAAAAGCUCAGGAACAAACGGAAGCUCCAACAACAGCAGCGCCAGCGCCAGAUACAAAAACUACCACAAAAGCUCAGGAACAAACGGAAGCUCCAACAACAGCAGCGCCAGCGCCAGAUACAAAAACUACCACAAAAGCUCAGGAGCAAACGACAGCGCCGGGUAACAGCAGCACCAGCGCCAGAUACAGAAACUACCACAAAAGCUCAGGAGCAAACGACAGCGCCGGUAACAGCAGCACCAGCGCCAGAUACAGAAACUACCACAAAAGCUCAAGUAACUACAAAGCAAACGGAAUCGCCUGUAACGGCAGCACCCACAACGCAGGCGCCAGACACAGAAACUACCACGAAAGCUAAAGAGCAAACGGAAGCCCCUGCACCAGAAACUACUACAAAGGCUAAAGAACAAACGGAAGCUCCGGUAACUGCAGCUCCUGCUCCAGUAACUGCAGCUCCUGCUCCAGAAACUACCACAAAAGCUAAAGAACAAACGGAAGCUCCGGUAACUGCAGCUCCUGCUCCAGUAACUGCAGCUCCUGCUCCAGAAACUACCACAAAAGCUAAAGAACAAACGGAAGCUCCAGCAACAGCAGCGCCAGCACCGGAAACUACCACACAGGCUAAAGAACAAACGGAGGCACCAGUAACUGCAGCACCUGUACCUGCGCCUGAGACUACCACAAAAGCCCAAGUGCAAACAGAAGCUCCAGUAACAGCAGCACCUGCACCGGAAACAACCACAAAAGCUAAAGAACAAACAGAAGCACCAGUAACUGCAGCACCGGUACCUGCACCAGAAACUACCACAAAAGGUAAAGAAGAGCAAACAGAUGCUCCAGCAACAGCCGCGCCUGCACCAGAAACUACCACAAAAGCUAAAGAACAAACGGACUCGCCAGUUACUGCAGCACCUGCUCCUGCACCAGAAACUACAAAAGCUCCAGAACAAACGGACUCGCCAGUUACUGCAGCACCUGCUCCUGCACCAGAAACUACCACAAAAGCUAAAGAACAAACGGACUCGCCAGUUACUGCAGCACCUGCUCCUGCACCAGAAACUACCACAAAAGCUAAAGAACAAACGGACUCGCCAGUUACUGCAGCACCUGCUCCUGCACCAGAAACUACCACAAAAGCUAAAGAACAAACGGACUCGCCAGUUACUGCAGCACCUGCUCCUGCACCAGAAACUACCACAAAAGCUAAAGAACAAACGGACUCGCCAGUUACUGCAGCACCUGCUCCUGCACCAGAAACUACCACAAAAGCUAAAGAACAAACGGACUCGCCAGUUACUGCAGCACCUGCUCCUGCACCAGAAACUACCACAAAAGCUAAAGAACAAACGGACUCGCCAGUUACUGCAGCACCUGCUCCUGCACCAGAAACUACCACAAAAGCUAAAGAACAAACGGACUCGCCAGUUACUGCAGCACCUGCUCCUGCACCAGAAACUACCACAAAAGCUAAAGAACAAACGGACUCGCCAGUUACUGCAGCACCUGCUCCUGCACCAGAAACUACCACAAAAGCUAAAGUGACUACAGCCCAGUUCAACACGUCCGAUUUCACUGGGUCUGUCUCAACAUAUUUCACCAUUGGGACAAGUGACUCCAAUACCAUUUUGAUAUCAUUUGGAGUAGAACUCAUUUUAAAGAUGAUACAAGAGAAGACCUUUACGUUUGUAUUUAUUCUGCAGGUGCGCUCUUCAGGCACAGUUACAGAAACCUUCAGCUCCUUGGCGUCGUUAGCAACGUCGACUGGUGUUCGAAAAGAAACCGUAAUCAGCCGAGCAGAAGUGAACGAAGAAGGAACAGACACCACCACUUUCACUUCCGCACUGGAGAGGCAGAACAAGACGUCCUCAGGCAACAACACAGAGUGUAUUUAUACCAUGGAGGUGACCCUGAUGAAAGUCCAGUUCACUAAUAGUCUGACAGGAAAACAAUACCCGUGCGAUUUGAACGACCAGGCGAAUGCUCAGCCCCCCUAUUUGGAGAUUAUAGACAAAUAUAACAACACCGUCAUCAUGAGAUAUUGUUACCUGGACGAAAAUGUGACCAUCCACUCAUUUGGCGACCAGAUGUUUGGCUAUGUUGUGACCACCGGAGAUCCAAAUAUUGUUCCAGACAUUCAGGUGAUUCAAAAGAAGGAAGAACACUGUUGCGGCGGCGUGGUGAUUCAAAAGAAGGAAGAACACUGUUGCGGCGGCGUGUUCUACGGAGCCUUCCGCGUGCCACUCAUCGUACCGUCGCCGGAUUAUCCUCAGUACAAACCACACAUGCGAUGUCCUUUCAUCUUCAGGGUAAAUUCUCUGUUGUUUUCUCUGUACAGCAGUGAUUAUCCUUGCCAGGCCGAGAUCGGAGGAGCCAGGCUUUUCUUGGAAACAAUUGUGAAAAGAAGGCUUACAGAAUCUAGGGAAGCAUCACUGCCUUUGUUUAUGGGAUAUCAGCUGACUCUGAAGUGUUUGGUUCUUCUCCUAAAUGUUAUUAGUAUCCUUACUGUUUUUUGCGACGAGGACUAUGACGACUGCGUCAUCCGUCUCGAAUUCGAAAACUUCAACCUCGCCUCCAACGACCUCAGCCGAAGUCGUCGCCAAGCGCUGAACGAAAGCGAGACAAAUACCACCACCCUCGCCCCGUACGUUCCGCCGACCGGAUCCGACUUCAACCGGACGAUCUGCGCCGGCCAGGAUGUGGUUCGGGUCAGUCAGUGCGGAUCCAUCUCGGCGAUCAACUCUCGCGAGUUCUGCGCGGACAAUCCUCCCUCGCAAGUCUACACAGGCUACAAGGAAGUGCUGUUGUACUUCGACUCGAACGACGAAAAGCAAGACCAGGGCUUCGUGAUCAAAUUCACGCCGAAAGACAGGAGGAAAUGGAUUUAUUCUGACGCCGAACUCGAGCCCAAGUGCUGUGAGUAA